Messenger RNA from Ramularia collo-cygni, 6525 nucleotides. RefSeq lists its product as uncharacterized. The transcript is spliced from 2 exons. The record is from RefSeq and is a predicted model, not a curated record. Gene Ontology annotation, molecular function: phosphatidylinositol-3-phosphate binding. Gene Ontology annotation, biological process: piecemeal microautophagy of the nucleus; autophagosome assembly; reticulophagy. Gene Ontology annotation, cellular component: phagophore assembly site; extrinsic component of membrane. Lineage: Eukaryota; Fungi; Ascomycota; Dothideomycetes; Mycosphaerellales; Mycosphaerellaceae. Bases 1 to 6525 code for a protein of 2174 amino acids.
AUGAAGUGGUGGGAGAGAAAGCUGGUCCGCUAUGGGCUGCGUUAUGUCCUGCUAUCGACGGGGCUGCUGGACGAGAAGACGAUUGACCUGGAUAACCUCGACCUCAAGGUUGGACAGAGGAGCGUCGUGGAGCUCAAAAAUGUGCGCUUGAAUAUCCCGCRUAUCACUGAGUUGGUUCAGCUUCCUCCAUCUCUACGUUUGGAGACUGCUCGCAUACUCUUGCUACGCUUGACGUUACCUACCGAUCUACACAAAUCAAGUAUCGUCGUUGAAAUCGAAGGGGUAGAACUGGUCGCACGCUUGACAGAGGAUGAAGCGAGACCAGCACCGCCGGAAUCGCGCACAAGUCGAUCGCGAACAAGUGCACGUGUACCACAGCAUCGAAAGACCCAACGGAGAUUACACUCGCCGCCGCCGUACGAUCCCGACGGCCUCCCGGGACCAGAAGAUGGUAUACGGAUACCCACUACAGAGGAAAUUGCCCAAUCUUUCCUGAAGCAAGAGCCUUCGCACGAGCGAGAAGAGCUCGCGGCGAUGUUGGCUGCAAAUGCCAGCGGCAUGGAAGAAUCGUUUGCCAGUGAGGGUAGUGAGGGCAGUGAGGUCGGUGUUGGGACCGGAUACGGGGUGCCAGCAUUCAUCGUUGGCAUUCUACAGGGCGUGAUGGAUAGGGUCAAGGUGAACAUCCAAAACGUGCACAUCAAUAUUAAUACCGAUGUUCCUGGCGACUCGAUCGAUCGCAUUCCUCUCACGCUGAGGUUGACAGUCGGCGUUGUUGAUCUGGACAAAUUGGACAUCACCGUAAAUGCGACACCAGCGACAGGCAGGAGGCGGACUGUCAACAUGAGAGAAAUCUCGCUGGAAUUGCUUUCCGAUGCAACGGUGCUUGCAAAUCUCUCAGAUCUGACAUCUCAUUCGUCUUCCACCAAGACCAACUCGCCGACUGGAGAAGCACAAAACAGCGAAGAGUCAUUCCGAUCGGCUAUAAGUGGUGAAACGCGGCACUCGUCGACUUCGGCGAUCGACGCGUACCGUCAUGCCGCGCUGAGGACCCCAGAGCUAUCAAGCAAGUCAUCGCCAUCUUGUGGUCCGCCAUCAUCGCCGGUGAACGAGACCGAGACUUUGAUACACAAUGUAGAUACCGAGCUCACCGCGAACAACGAGGAAAAUGAAGAGCUCCGAUCGUCUGGACUAGAUAUCCAAGCCGGCGAUGAUAACGUCAGCUGGGGAUCUCGAAGAAGUAAAUCGAGUGCUCCAUCUGACGAUCUUUGGAGGUCCAUGGUCAGUGAAGACGAUUUGCCAGAGUCUCUCAUUCUGGGACCCGGACGAGAUCCUACAUCACGUACAGACUCAUCCCGCGGCAGCAGUUCACAUACAGCAAAAGAGCGCUGCGCUCCAUCUGGGCUCACCACUAAUUUUCAGAAACCAGGCUCCUGGCCAACACUGGACCGAACUCCGCAACGACAUCGACAUCGACAUCCCCAGAACCAGGGUCCCGGAUCUUGGCCUCCACUUGACCAGAGCCAACACAGCGCCUUUGAGCCACUUGCUCAGGUAUUGACGUCAGCUAACAACGAGGUCACAGAUAACAUGAGAGCUGCACUGGAGCAGGAAGAGCACGAUGAGCAGGUGGCGGACCCUGCGCCAUCUUCUAAGCUAAAUAUGAGUGAUGAAGUAGAGCAGACUGAGGAGGAAGGAGAAGAGCAUAUGUCUAGCGACAUGAUAGAGUCGCGCGUUUUCAGCCACGAAGAGGCUCAAAGUAUGUAUAUGAGUGCGAUGACAAACAGUCCUUCGAUCAACAUGCCCGGAGGUUGGGGAGCAGAAGCGCAGCAUGAGUUACCAGUUUCCGACAGCCAACAGUCAACACACAGUACGAGCCUCGAAGAAGACAACGACGGUCAGAAGUCGGGAAAUAACACUCCGCGAGCAGAAGCGUCACAAGUGCCACCUCCGGUGGAGGCUGAAGACCAUGACCCCCGGGCAGUCUACGAGCUGGUUCACAUCAACUGGAUUUCGGUCUCUGUUCCGGCAUCCGUAGGCACAACUCCCACGAAGGUAGAUGAGGAAUCAUUACCAUCAAUGUAUGGUGCAAAAUCGGCGCAAGCAGCGCGGGCGGUACCUGGCGCCUUUUCCGCCUACUCGGAAACCUCAAGGCGGCGAGGUACAUCCUCAAUACACGGAGAAGUCAGCGACUCUCUCUGGACCAUCCCCAAACCAGUUGGCCAGUCAGAUGUGACACCAGAUGAGCCGUCUGUCGAYGUGAAGGUUGGUAUCAUUCGCGCGGGAAUGGACAUCGCAACAGGACGACUGUUCCACGCGUUCGCAACAAAGGCUGUUUCAUCCUUCAAGACCAAGGCUGGAUCGUCUUCGCAGUACUCUGAAGAUUCUGCCACCAAAUCUGCACGCAAGGCCACUCCUUCAAUAUCGCUGCAUAUUGAACGCGUGAGCUGCUCCCUGAAAGCAAACGCAAACUCAGGGAUGUUCCGAAAAUCUGCUUUCUCUAAGCCGACUGGCCACGAUAUCUUCAGCAUAUUGGUUGAAAAACUUAUGUUCCGUGCAACCAGCGACGUUUGCUUCUCGAUAGGAACUCUGAAGAUGCUGUUGGGUGAACAAGUCCUGCUGAGUUUCACUGAAGAUUACAAUAGUCUCUCGAACUCCCAGGUUGUACGGGGCACUAAUGAUAUUGAAGUCACGAUGAAAUGGGACAAUGCACUUGCAAACAACCGGCCAGUGACGGAAGUCAUCGCACGGACCACUUCCCUCGUGCUUUUGCUCGACCUCGCGACCAUAGACGAGAGCUUCGACUCAUUUGGCGGCCUGGGCGGGAUACUAGAGCUGGGUAGCUCCAUCUUGUCUGAGAAUGGUGCCAUCUCUCCUAUUGCAGCGAAGUCAACAAAAGGAGUCCGCUUUGCUGGCGACGCAGACCAGUCACCGACGGGUCAUGAGGUCAAGACCAACGUGCGUAUUGCUGGUAUAACAGUCACUCUCAAAGCGGCACCAUGCUCUACCGUGCUGCAAACAAGCACAGUGAAAGCUGUUCAUAGAGAGGCGGGUGUCAUCGCCACCGUUGAGCGUAUCUUACUGAGCGCACCGAUUCUCCCUGAUGGUCCCAGUCUUGCGCCCAUCUCGAUAGAAGCGUUGGGCGGGAGACUUGAAUACAUCAUCAAACCACAGGAUAAAGACUUGGAGAGGCUGCUUUCGCUGUUGAUCCCAUCGAAGGACAAAUACGACAACGACGAUGACAUCCUCAUCGACACUCUCAUCCGCCAGCGAAAGAAAGGUGGACUUCUCCGUGUUGUUGUUGCAGAUGUCAAAGUCCGUGUCGACGAUUGGGGUUGUCUGUCAGCGCUUGAAGAGCUAGGAAAGGAUCUGGCAAAACUUUCCGCCGUCACAAAAUACCUGCCGGAGGAUGACAGGCCGGGUGUACUUUCUCUCAUCCGCGUCAAAGACGCAGAAGCCCGAUUUCCGGUGAACGAACGGUUUGGGACCAUGCGGCUUGCCUUGCAAGAUCUACACCUUGCUCACGUUGGCCUGCCGCCUCUCCUCGCAUUAUCGGUUGGCAGUGUCAAUGCCAGCCAGGUUGACGGUCCUGCAUUAGUUCGUGCGCUGAUCCCCGUUUCCGGAUCCGAAGGACUGCCUAUGAUUAUGGCGCGUAUGCUAGGAGACGAGGAAGAGCCCACCAUCAAAGUCAAGCUUUUCAAUGCUUGUAUCGAGUACAGCGUGCCUGUCAUUCUCGAUCUUACGAACAUGGACAGGGAAGUAGAUGUCGAAAAAUUUGUUGACCGCUUGGCGCAGUCUAUCGCAGGCCUAGCAAUGGAAGACAGAACCGGCACAGCUGCGAGUGAUCCUUUGAGCGUGAAGCAAAAGACGACCAACCUCAGCCUGCUUGUGCAUGAUUCUGCAAUUGGUCUCACCCCUCAGAAGCUCCGAUCGAAGGCACUGCUGGUUCUGACCGAUACCAAAUUCACCACGACCGUGCCACCAGAAGACACACUGAAUGCGAAGCUUGAUCUGCGCAAAGCUUCUAUAUUCGUCACCGACCAAGACAUUGAUCAUCCUGGUGGCACAGUUCCUACCACCAUAGACUCUGCAAACACGACGCAGUGUCUGACCACUUCGCUUACCACCAAAGGAUUUGUUGCCGUUGGUUCUAUCAUGUCAGCCACAAUCGCCAUUCAUGCCGCCGAUAAUGUUGAGACUGGCUCCAAGAUAGUUGAGGUUGAUGUCAGGAACGAGCUGAUACUGCUGGAGACAUGCGCAGACUCCACUCAGACUUUGAUUGCAACUCUCGGCGCCCUCGCGCCCCCAACACCACCGAGCAAGCAGCCGAAGUAUCAAACUGAGCCUAUGACCAUUGAAGAUAUGAUGGCCUCCUUCACAGGAGAUCCGUUCGCAAAGCCAGACGGGCCACCCGAAACACUGUUCGAUGCGGAAGCUGAGCAGGAAGACGAGCCAGACAUGUUACUUGGAGUUUCGGGACUCAGCGAGACUGCGGAUCUUCUCGCCGAAUCCGAGAUGACCUCCAGCUUAUAUGGACCCAUUAGCAGGGUGUCUGGAAUGGGCGACCAUGAUGAGGACGAGAGCACCAUUGGCGAAGACUACCCCAGAACAGUAGAAAGUCUCCUCGAGGAAGAAGAACCUUUUGAGAUGCCCAGCUCGCCGACUGAGAUGCGCCUCAACGAUACUGCUUUGUUGCGAGACUUGAAUCGACAAUGUAAGCCCACUGGCCGAGGCGAACCCCUUGAUCUUGGUCUGUACGAGAUUGAAGAUCUUGGAUACGAUGCCCUUGGCAGCGGACAGCAAGCCCUUGGAAUGCAACAGCGGUUCAACGCACCCUUCCCAGGCAGUCGUGGAACCCGGAAGCAACAGAGUGACUUGCCGUUCAGACUCCGAAUGCGAGAUUGCCAUGCUAUCUGGCAUAUUUAUGAUGGGUACGAUUGGCAGCGGACCAGGGAUGGCAUUGUCGAAGCCGUAGAGCAGUUUGAGCUGAAAGCCGAAGAGCGUCGUGCUCGGCGUCAACAAUCAUUGGAUGAUCGAGAAGAGGACGAAUCUGUUGUUGGAGACUUACUCUUCAACUCAAUUUACAUUGCUGUACCGUCCGACCCUGAUGCCCAGGAGUUACGCCGACAGAUCAAUCGCAACAUCGACGACAUGGUCAGCGAGACAGAAAGUGUUCCGGUCUCAGGAAUGUCUCGGCCCACCACAUACUCCGCGUCCGGACAGCCUCGUGGGCCGCGAAAGCGCAGACGCUUGAAGCUUGGCCGGGGCAGGAACCACAAAAUUGCCUUCGAAUUGAAAGGUGUCUCAGCCGAUGUAUUGGUCUUUCCCCCAGGGACUGGGGAUGUGGUAAGCUCUGUUGAUGCGCGUAUCAAGGACCUCGAGAUUUUUGACAAUAUACCUUCGUCAACCUGGAGAAAGUUUCUCACGCACCUGGACACCGACACAACCACGCGCGAGAUGUCGAAACCCAUGUUCCACAUCAAGAUGGACAACGUCAAGACCCUGGAGAGCCAUUCCGCGUCUGAGAUUGUGCUCAAGGUGUCUGUACUUCCCUUGAGACUGCAUGUCGACCAAGAUGCCCUGGACUUCAUCACACGUUUCUUCGAGUUCAAAGACGAAUCAACGACCACCUCUGGGCCACCGGCAGAGCAGCCUUUCAUUCAACGCGUGGAAAUCGACACCGUAGACAUGUGUCUCGACUACAAGCCCAAGAACAUUGAUUACGUGGGUUUGCGAUCUGGGAAAACGACCGAGUUUAUGAACUUCAUUGGGUUGGAUGCUUCCAAUAUCCGCCUGAAGCAUGCCAUUGUGUACGGACUGAGAGGUUUUGAUACCCUGCAUCAGACUCUGAAUGACGUGUGGAUGCCCGACAUUCAACGCAACCAGCUACCAACCAUAAUGGCAGGUCUUGCCCCUAUGCGAAGCCUAGUGAACAUAGGUAGUGGCGUGCGAGAUAUAGUGGCAAUUCCCAUCAGGGAGUACAAGAAGGAUGGACGAGUCGUGCGGAGCAUCCAGAAAGGCGCAUUUCAAUUCGGAAAGACUACUGCCAGCGAAUUGGCCCGACUGGGAGCCAAGGUCGCACUUGGGACGCAAACGGCCUUGUCCAACGUGGAGCAGUUCCUGUCUCCAGAAGUUGCCACAUCAUCGCGCCGCCAAAAAGCAAAUCUCAGGACCGUAGAUCAAGGCUGGCAUGAUGUCGGCUCAGAUGACGAAGAUUCCGAACAGCGUGCCGUUUCUGCAUAUGCGAACCAGCCACUUGGUGUGCUUCCCGGGUUACGCUCAGCGAGGAGACAGCUUGAGCAUGAUCUACUCACUACCAAGGACACUCUCAUCGCCGUGCGUGGUGAGUUCUUUGAAAGUCGCGGCCCCGGGGCUGCGGCUGCAGUCGUGGCGAGACACGCACCUACUGUGAUUUUACGACCUUUCAUUGGUGCAACACGAGCCGUGGGUACCACUUUGCUGGGAGUCGGCAAUCAGAUCGACCGGGGGAACGUGAGGAAGGUUGAAGACAAAUACAAACCACGAUAA